Messenger RNA from Megalops cyprinoides (Indo-Pacific tarpon), 2268 nucleotides. RefSeq names its product cysteine dioxygenase, type I (gene cdo1). Gene Ontology annotation, molecular function: ferrous iron binding; cysteine dioxygenase activity. Gene Ontology annotation, biological process: L-cysteine catabolic process. Bases 33 to 638 code for a protein of 201 amino acids. The record is from RefSeq and is a predicted model, not a curated record. The transcript is spliced from 5 exons. Lineage: Eukaryota; Metazoa; Chordata; Actinopteri; Elopiformes; Megalopidae.
ACGUGGCAGGAAUUCGCAGUCUGAAAUUCACGAUGGAGCAAACCGAAGUGAUGAAACCAGAAACACUAGACGAUCUGAUCAAAGUGUUGCACGAGAUAUUUUCAAGUGAUCGCAUUAACAUUGAAGAGGUGCAGACUUUAAUGGAAUCCUAUGAAAGUAAACCACAUGAAUGGAUGAAGUACGCGAAAUUCGACCAGUUCAGAUACACCAGGAACCUCGUGGAUGAAGGGAAUGGGAAGUUCAACCUUAUGAUUCUCUGUUGGGGUGAAGGCCAUGGCAGCAGUAUCCAUGACCACACAGACUCUCACUGCUUCAUGAAGUUGCUCCAAGGCCAGCUGAAAGAGACGCUGUACGAGUGGCCAGACCGCAAAUCACACGGCGAGAUGAAGCAGAAAUCCCAAAGGAUCCUGCAGGAGAACCAGUGCGCCUACAUCAACGAUUCCAUCGGCCUGCAUCGGGUGGAGAACGUCAGCCACACGGAAUGCGCCGCCAGCCUGCACCUGUACAGCCCCCCCUUCCAGCACUGCCAGACCUUCGACCAGCGGACGGGGCACAAGAACACCGUCAAGAUGACGUUCUGGAGCAAAUACGGAGAAAGGACUCCAUUUGAAACUACAGUUUCACAGGAAAAUAACUGAGGGAUGGAUCUCAGCACCAACUGGAUACACUAAUAUGGAAAUUCGAGCGAAAUGGAACCGCGAAGAAAAAUAUUGUCAACUAAAACAAAAAACAACACUUUGACAAAUUGAAAAGGACAGUUCAAAAGGAUGCGUCAGUAAUUAGUGCAGCUUUAUCACAGCCCAAUGUAAGCUUGGCAAAUGCUGAUGAAUGCAGGAUGAAAGCGUGAAUGGCGGUAUUAGGUUCAGCGGUGGAAUGAAUCUGCUCUUUGUUUGGUAGGCCGGAGGAAAACCCCUUGCCAAUAACAGCAUUCCUUUGUGUCUGUGACCUGUGUAAUCACACUUUUGUACUGUUACGGGGGAUAAAAGUGUUUGGUGGAAGUGUGUAAUGUUUCACUGGAAACGGGAUGGGCAUCUGGUCACAGCCAUGCACUCUGACAGUACGUAAAAACAAUUAUCCGAAGGCCCUCUGUGAUCAAUAUUGUCCUUUCAUACACAAUUGAGCACUUUUCCUUUGAAAAUGUAUUGAUUUUGUUUUUAAAGCAUAAAUUGUUUUAACAUUUGUCUAAAUUGUAUAGACAUGGCAUUUCUUGUAUGAAUGGCAAUUUAAAAUGGUAAUGUUAAAGCUUUUUAGAUGUACUAUUUUAAAAUGCUAUACUGGUAAUUUAUAUUUACGACAGAUCAUUUUAGGGGGGUGGGGGGUGGUGGCUGUAAAGCUCUGUUAAUUGGUCUUUGUUACUUGAGUGCCACGCCCAGAUUUUUUGUUCAGUAUCUGUAGAGAUGAAGUACAGAUUCAUUAUUACUGCCUCUGGAUAGUUAGGAAUAUUAGGUUAAAAUAAAGAUUACAUAUCUUGAAUGGGUUGUCCAGUAGAACGAGGCACUCAUUCCAUUUCUCAGGAUUUUUGCUAGUAUUUUAAUUGUAGAAAUAUUUUCGAUGCAUGGAAAAGUGCACGAGAAGAAAGAGCAAUCCCAGUUUCCAUGUAUAUCAUGGCAGACAUUGUGAUCAUGAAAUUCCCAGGUUUGUAGACCAUUAAACAUCGCCUCUGUCAAAUGAUGCUGUACUUCUGGUUUAUUUUAAAAUUGACAUGGUCUGCUCUAUAACCAGAGCAGGAAACACGUGAAACAAGCAGGAAACCACUGACCACACCAGUUGCAUGCUGAUUUGCCUGCAUACAAAUGGUGCUUUCUUUGAACAUGUUUCAUGGGAAACUCUUAGGUAGAGCAUUCUAAUGUGCAUUGCCCAGUAUUUUGUUGUUAUCAUUAUAUAUCGCUACAGUAAUAGUCAGUUCUGCAGAUUCUCACACAUUCAUUGUUGCAUUCAGACGCCAAAGAAACAGAGACACCCUUGCACAAGAUGGUUAGACAAUACGCCGCGUAGGAAAUGGCACCAAACAACUGCGACUUUUUGUAACGAGACAUUGUGAUGUUCAAAGGAUUCUACUACGUUCUUUCAGGUUUCUUAAAAUCUCUCAUACUAACUACGAUUAACUUUUUCCUUAAUCCUGUAUAUAUUUUCUUCAUAAUUAACUUGUUACUUGAUUCUGUAUGUGUUCUCUUUAUGUGUUAAACAGGCAUCAAACAGAUACUGCCUCACUUUGAUAAUUAAUGCCCACCAUGUUCUCUCUUCCUGAAUACAGUAUUUGUAAACAUG